Molecule: messenger RNA, 1303 nt
Organism: Caenorhabditis angaria
Lineage: Eukaryota; Metazoa; Nematoda; Chromadorea; Rhabditida; Rhabditidae
Source: the annotation of a GenBank genome assembly
AUGUUUGGGCGAUUGAAGCAAAAAGUGAAGGAGAAGACUGGAAGAGCUCAAGCUACACAGUGAGUUGGGGGUUUUUGCAAGAGAAUGUAGGGUAAACCUAUUUUUCUAGACUUCCCGAUGAUGUUUCCCAAAUUUCCGAGUUCUACAAAGGUUUUCCGAAUCGUCUCAAACAUCUCGCCUCUGGUUUCAAUGAUUUGGAUUCGAUGCUCAAAGCGAAACAUCGUCAUGAAAUGGCCGAAGCAUUGAGUUGGGUUUCGGAGGCGAAUAAAGAGUUAGAUGUGAAAGGAUGUGUUGAAUUUCAUAAGAAGAGAGCGAUGCAAGAAGGUGAAUUGAUGGGAAAAAUAUCGAUGGAAACUGAGAAGUUGAAGAGCUAUCAGAAUCAGGAGUGUAAACAGCAUUCGCAGGUUUGUUUGGAGAAAAAAAACUAGGCGCUGCUUGUUUUUCUUUUUAAAAAGUUGGGCGGAGCUUAGCAGCGCCUAUGUAUAAAAUUGAGAGUGCAGAGAAAAAAAUAAAAGAAAAAAAACGACAUUCCGCUUGCCCGCUGUUUAGCGUAAAUAAAUUUUUCAACAGAAAAACAAGCAGCGCCUAUGUAUAAAAUUGAGAGAGUGCAGAGAAAAAUAGGCAGCGCCUAGAUAUGUAUAAAAUUAAGAGAGUGCAGAGAAAAAUAGGCAGCGCCUAUGUAUAAAAUUGAGAGAGCGCAGAGAAAAAAAUUAAAGAACAAAACGCGAAAAAUUAUUUUUCGAAAACAAAAAACAACGAAACAACGAUAUUCCGCUUGCCCGCUGUUUAGCGUAAAUAAAUUUUUCCACAGAAAAAGAAGCAGUGCCUAUGUAUAAAAUUGAGAGAGUGCAGAGAAAAAAUAAAAGAAAAAGACGCGAAAAAUUAUUUUUCGAAAACAACGACAUUCCGCCUGCCCGCUGUUUAGCGUAAAAGAGUUUUUUUCAAUUUUUCCACAGAAAAAUAUUUUUUUCCUCUAAAAUUCAGUAUAGAUAAUGAAAGUAGAAGUAUAAAAGUGUUUUAUCACGAUUAUGCCACCUGGAAUUUUUUGAAUUUCAAAAUUUUUGCAUUCCAGGCAGUUUCAAAUCUCAACAAAUGGCGUCUCAACAUGGAUUCUGCAAACGGAGCCUUCGAAUCGAAUCAAAGUGAUCAAAACAAGCUGAAAGUCGACAAUGCGACUCGAGAAUACGAGGAAGCGUGUAAUCGAAUUCGCGAGCUCUACAAAAAUAUACCGAGCGAGGAGGAGACUCAUCAAAAAAUUGUCACCACUUUGUGCCAAAAUAUUGCAGCACAUUACAAAAAUUGA